This is a messenger RNA of Eimeria necatrix, 2010 nucleotides long. RefSeq names its product Rhoptry kinase family protein ROP25, putative. Gene Ontology annotation, biological process: protein phosphorylation. The record is from RefSeq and is a predicted model, not a curated record. Gene Ontology annotation, molecular function: ATP binding; protein kinase activity. Bases 1 to 2010 code for a protein of 669 amino acids. NCBI's taxonomy places the organism in Eukaryota, Apicomplexa, Conoidasida, Eucoccidiorida, Eimeriidae. The transcript has a single exon.
AUGCGGUCGGCUCUCCUUUUCGCGGUGUCACCCGCCCUGGUGUUCGGCUUUAAAACGGACCGAAGAGACAUCAGCAGUUUGUCUCUCUUUUCAUCACCUUCUUUAAAGAUACAGGAUGAGGGGGCCUUUGAGGCAGCUUCAUUCCUCAACCGGCUGCGCGGAAUCCCUCUGGGCAUGCCUGCAGGAGCAGUAUCCCCGCAGCAGCAGCAGAUGCGUGGAGCUGAGCAGCAACGCAUGCUCCUGGGCGAUAUGUAUGGCAGACUGAGGGAGCGAGCUCCAAUGCCCGUCCCUGCCAAGCCUAUGGCUGUCGGCCACGCACCCCUGCGAGCAGCCCCACGCGUGCUUCCCCGCGCUCAGGUGGCCCAGCUAGCCAGGCCUCUGACCCCUGCAGCCCGUUUGAUCAGGCCUGCAGCCCCUGCUCCUCCGAUGGGAGUCCCUGCAGCCCAACUAGUUAGACCCGGGGCCCCUUUGGCGAGGAUGGAAAGGCCCCUGGGGGCAGGCCUGGGGCCUCGGCCGCAGCCACGGCCGCUGCCCGGAGAGGCGAGGCUGCUGCGAAUGCAAGCUCCGGCUCCUAUGCAGGCCCAAGGAGUGCUAGGCAAGGGUGCUUUGCUGCGCACAGCGACAGUACUGCCUCCCCGUGCUGCUGCUGCUGCACCUGCUGCUGCAGCGCCUGCUGCUGGUGCUGGGUCGCGGCUGCCGGAGGCGCCUGCAGAGCUGCCUGCUGAGCAGCGGGAGCAAAUCUUGAAGCAAAUAAAGCAAGAGGUAGUCCAAGUAAUGAAGCGGAAUGUGGAUGCAAAGGCAAGAGACAAAGAAGUGGCAGGCACAGCUGGACGACAUCCUGUGGAGGAUGUGGCCCACGCUGCGCUGGUCAAGAUUAGCGGGGGAGGGGCGGCCGACGAAAUAAUCUUGACAAAUAUAACGGACCCCAUCACGGGCACUGUGCUGCUGCCUCAGUGUUCAGUAAAGGAGCUGCGUGUGCUGGGCGUGGGCGGAAUGGGCAUGGUGUUGGCUGUGGGCAUUGUGGGGGAUGCGGACGCCGCGGUCUUGGGCUCGAAAGAACUUGCAAUGAAACUCAUGUACGAACAACUGGCAGAAGAGCCUUCCACCGUUCCCAGCGCUGCGUCUUUGCCCCCUCAGCUGCUGCGCAGUGUCGCCGAUGGCCUCGAAGAGCUUUUCCGACAAGAGCUGGACCCGCUGCACACCGUCGCUGCCGCCGCCCAAGCCACUAAAGGAACCACUGGUCAGGCCGCGGUGUCUUCCAAGGCUAUAUCUAGCAGCAACCACUGGGCACUACCUCUGUACCAGGCAUCUCUGGGGACGGGUGGCUCUGCAGUUCACGUGCACGGAGGCUUUGCGUUCCUCGGCAAAGUGCUCUUGUCUGAAAUAAUGCUGGGAGAUGCAGCUUUGCUGAUUUAUGGGAGCACCUCUGGCAUUCCAGUGGCGCGGCUUGGCAUUCCUGCCAAGGAAUACGUUUGUGGCGAGCUGAUUGCAGCAACGGCGAAGCUGCAUGAUGCGGGCAUGUGUCACUGGGACAUCAAGCCUGAAAACAUGCUCAUAGCCGACAACGGGGAUGUGUAUUUGGCGGACUUUGGAAUGAGCAGCAAGACCAACGAAAAGCGCAGCUGCGAAGAAAAGCUAACCCCCAUGUACAUGGAGCCUUCCCACGCAGCCUGCGCCAUUAAGCACGGCUCUGUCAAUCUCGACCCCAGGUAUGAUGCAUGGUCUGUGGGUCUCAGCUGCUAUAUCCUUCUCACAGAUGCAAAACUACUACCCUACGGCAUGUCCACAGCCAGACAUGUUACCCCUUUUCUCGCCAACCUAGACCCCAAAACCAACCCCAGAGCCCCUCCCUUCCUCAAGAACCCUGAAGACGAGCUAAAGGAACACGGGGUGUCGCCUUUCUGGGCUUCUUUAGUAGGCAGCCUCCUCAACAGGGACCGGACAGCCAGACCCAUCCCGCAGGAAAUUAUUGCAAAGUACCCCCACUUUCCUUUGGAAAGCAGCGAGUAA